GUCACUGCCAGUGGCCCCAAGGAGAAGUCCACGCAUCUGUUGAUAAGCACUGCUCUGCGUACUGGGGUCCCGAAUGCUUCCAGCCGCUUGCAGAAGCAGCAAAGUGUCCGUCCGAGUUUUGAGGUAGUAGGAAGAAAAGUUUUGCCAAGAGGCUUGCUGAUUUUAAUCUUUAGAUGCUGGCUGUCAGGAUUUGUCAGUGCCUUGCGUACCUCUGGAUUCCUAUUCAAGCACAGCCUUGGAAUCUAGCAGGAAACUGAUUUUUUUCCGGUUGGUGCAGUGACAGAAACCCGGUAAAGAGGGAUUGUGGCUGGGUCUCUCGUGAGGAUUAAGCACCCCUUCUGCUAGCCUGGAACGCCUCCUGUGUUGCAGACUCGGCCUUCAGGUCCAGGGAUUUCCUCUAAUAUGUUGGAUAAAGCCAAGACACUCCAGCCUGCCUAUGUCGGGAUUGUGCCGCUUGCAGAGACUGUGGCAAAGCAAGGCAAGAGCUGUUCAAGCACAUAUCAGGAUUCAUACCACAGCUUGCGAGAAGUGCUGCAGUUGAAGCUCCAGCAGCGACGCACACGGGAGGAGCUGGUGAGCCAAGGGAUCAUGCCGCCUCUGAAAAGUCCAGCUGCAUUUCAUGAACAAAGAAGGAGUUUGGAGCGGGCCAGGACAGAGGACUAUCUGAAACGGAAAAUCCGGUCCAGGCCAGAGAGAUCAGAGCUGGUUAGGAUGCACAUUCUGGAAGAGACCUCGGCCGAACCCUCCUUGCAGGCUAAGCAGCUGAAGCUAAAGAGAGCCAGACUGGCAGAUGACCUCAAUGAGAAGAUAGCGCAGAGGCCAGGUCCCAUGGAGCUGGUGGAGAAGAACAUCUUGCCUGUGGAAUCCAGCCUGAAGGAAGCCAUUAUAGUUGGACAGGUGAACUACCCAAAGGUUGCAGACAACUCCUCCUUUGAUGAAGACAGCAGUGAUGCCCUCUCCCCCGAACAGCCAGCCAGCCAUGAGUCCCAGGGGUCUGUCCCAUCGCCGAUGGACUCCCGGAUUUGUGAGCCUCUCCCUAGCACCACCGGCACAUCACUAGCUCAGGGUACAUCCCAGUUGCAGAUCAGUGCAGACUCCAGUGAAACACUUUUCCUACCUGAACAGCCCCCCCCGCCUCUGCCACCUCCUCCUCUCCUGCCCCCCAGUCUUACCAAUGGAGCGGCUCUUCCUGCUGCCAAGCCCCCUCCGACGCUCAUUAAGCAAAGCCAGCCCAAGUCUACCAGUGAGAAGUCUCAGCGCAGUAAGAAAGCCAAGGAGUUGAAGCCGAAAGUCAAGAAGCUUAAAUAUCAUCAGUAUAUCCCCCCGGACCAAAAGCAGGACAAGGGAGCUCCUCCCAUGGAUUCCUCCUAUGCCAAAAUACUGCAGCAGCAGCAACUCUUUCUCCAGCUUCAGAUCCUCAACCAGCAGCAGCAGCAGCACUACAACUACCAGACCAUCCUGCCAGCUCCACCAAAGCCUCCAGGAGAGCAGCAGAGUGGUGCCAGUGCCCCUGCCGUACGCAAUCUCUCAGCCACAGUCAGUAGCACCUCUUCGGUAUCCUCCGGUUCCAGCGGGCUGAUGCGACAGAACAGUAAUGCUGCAGUGGGCAAGCCAGGCCCUCUCCCUGCCAACCUAGAUGAGAUGAAGGUGGCAGAGCUGAAGCAGGAGUUGAAGCUGAGGGCCUUGCCUGUCUCGGGCACGAAGACGGACCUGAUCGAGCGUCUCAGAGCCUACCAAGAGCAGAACGGUGCGGCCGGCCAAACCACCCCCACUCCCAAGCCCAGCACUGCAGCCAUUCUCCCCAAAGCUGCCGAAGUGGUGGUGGCCUUCCCGGCAGCCAGGCUGAGCACGGGGCCAGCCCUGGUCACCACGGGCAUUGCACCAGCAGAAGUGGUCGUGGCCACAGUCACCGGUGGCAGCGUGAUGAAGUUCGGCAGCACGGGCUCGACUCCUCCCGUUUCUCCCACUCCUUCUGAGCGCUCGCAGAUGAGCACGGGGGACGAGAACUCAGCCACCGGAGACACCUUUGGAGAGAUGGUGACCUCACCCCUGACCCAGCUCACCCUGCAGGCGUCUCCAGUGCAGUUUCUGGUGAAGGAAGAAAGCUCCAAGCCUUCCUCCUGCAGUGUAAACGCGGCACCCAGGUCCGAGCGGUGCAGCACCAGUAACAGCAGAGAUGCAGAAGUCAGGGACAAGGACCAGAUGCUGCAGGAGAAGGACAAACAGAUUGAGGAACUCACCCGCAUGCUGAAGCAGAAGCAGCAGCUGGUUGAGAUGCUCAGACUACAGCUGGAGCAGGAGAAGCGCUCUCAGCAGUCACUACCAGCCCCAGCGGCUGCGGGAGAAAGAGCAGCCCUCGCCUCCAACCCAGCAGCGUUCGGCAUCCAGGUGAAGAGCGAGAACGGUUUCCUGAGCUGCCAGUCCGCAAAGCAAUCCAGUGGCCAAACCGACCAAUUCAGCCCCGCACCAGCCGCUAGCCAAAUGGACACUUCGAAUCCAAGCCCAGUGCCAAAGAAAGCCGUGAUGGUGAAGCAGGAGGUGCCAGCCGCGGAAGCAGAGCCGCCGUGCCAGUCCCACAGCCCGCGGCUCUUCCUCGGCCAGCAAGGGAGCGCCCUGAGCGACCUGAUCAAGGGCAGCCCGCCCCCCACCCUCAUCACCGACUCCACCGGGACCCACAUCGUGCUCACCGUGACCAAGCAGAGCGCCGAGAGGCAGGGCCUCUCGCCCCACGGGAAGGCAGGGAGUAGCUGCCCGGCCUUGCAGAGAGUACAAUCAUCGCCCGCUAAAACUUCCAGCCAGCCGCAGUGUCAGCUACCUGCAAGCACUCCUCAGCAGCCCCCGCAGCAGAAGCAGCAGCAGCCCCCGCAGCAGCAGAAGCAGCAGCAGCAGCCCCGAGGACUAAGCCAACCUGUCAGAAAGGGUCAGAAGCCAGGCCUGCAGGUGGUCACAGGGCAGCAGCCCCACACCAUAUUGUCUUUCUCAGCACCUCCAAACCUGCAGCCCUUCUUCCUCAACGGUUUCCACAAAGGGUCCCUGAAAACUGGUGCGGGCAAGGCCGGCCAACCCAGUGUGCCAAAAAAGCCCUCAUCCCAGCCUGGCUCUCCUGCUGCCCCCUCCCCAUCCCGCAUGGACCUGGAGCAGCAGCAGCAGCAGCAGCAGCAGCACACGUCGCUUUUUGGAACUCCUCCACCUCCUCUCCCUGUUUCCUCGGUCCCGAUGAAAGAGCCACCAGGCUAUGAAGAGGCCAUGAAGCAACAGCCAAAGGCCCAGGAGAACGGCUGCUCCAGCCAGCAGAUGGAUGACCUGUUCGAUAUCCUCAUAGAGAGUGGAGAGAUUUCUGCUGACUUCAAGGAGCAGUCGUCCCCAGCUGGAAAAGACCCACCCGCGGCCCCCGCCUGCUCCUCGCCGCCCAGCAGCCACCAUUCCUCGGAGCUGCCGGUGCCGGGCUCCCUGGGGCAGCCGGUGCCCGUGGGCCGGCUGGAGGACUUCCUGGAGAGCAGCACCGGCCUCCCGCUGCUGACGGCAGGCCACGACGGGCCGGAGCCCCUGUCCCUGAUCGACGACCUCCACAGUGAGAUGCUGAGCAGCUCGGCCAUCCUGGACCACCCGCCUUCACCUAUGGACACCUCGGAAUUGCACUUUGCUCAUGAGCCGGCCGGGGGCAUAGCCCUGGAUCUGGCUGAGGCUAACUUGGACAGCAUGGACUGGCUGGAGCUGCCGGGGGGGUCCGUCAUGAGCCUGGCUCCCCUCAGCAGCGCGGCUCCCAGCCUCUUUUCCACAGACUUCCUUGAUGGACAUGAUCUGCAGCUGCACUGGGAUUCGUGCUUGUAACUCUGUGAGCAGAGACUGAAGGGAACGGGUGUGGGAGGGCACGGGCAUGCAGGGGGAAGAGGCCAGUCAACCAAAAAAAAAAAACCCACAAAAAAAAACACAACAAAAAA
Messenger RNA from Oxyura jamaicensis (ruddy duck), 3941 nucleotides. RefSeq names its product myocardin related transcription factor A (gene MRTFA). The record is from RefSeq and is a predicted model, not a curated record. Bases 403 to 3831 code for a protein of 1142 amino acids. Gene Ontology annotation, biological process: smooth muscle cell differentiation. The transcript has 15 exons. NCBI's taxonomy places the organism in Eukaryota, Metazoa, Chordata, Aves, Anseriformes, Anatidae.